Molecule: messenger RNA, 1740 nt
Organism: Funneliformis caledonium
Lineage: Eukaryota; Fungi; Glomeromycota; Glomeromycetes; Glomerales; Glomeraceae
Source: the annotation of a GenBank genome assembly
AUGACACAAACAACGGUACUUAUAACGUUCACUUUGACGAGAACUGAUCCUGACAAAAUGUAUGACUUGCUUGAAAAGCUUGGUACCGGUUCAUUUGGAACUGUUUAUAAAGCCAUAAAAAAGGAAACGAAGGAAGUGGUUGCCAUUAAACAAAUUGAUUUAGAAGAUUCUGAUGAUGAUAUUAGUGAGAUUCAGCAGGAAAUUGCUUUAUUAUCUCAAUGUGACUCACCGUACAUUACUCGUUAUCAUGGCUCAUUUGUCAAAGGGUUUAAAUUAUGGAUUGUUAUGGAAUAUUUAGCCGGCGGAUCAUGUUUAGAUUUGCUUAAACCUGGUCCAUUUGAUGAACAGUAUCUUGCCAUAGUUCUAAGAGAACUUUUAUACGGUUUAGAAUACUUACAUGUUGAAGGCAAAAUUCAUCGAGAUAUCAAAGCUGCCAAUAUCCUGCUUUCGGGUGAUGGAAAAGUCAAAUUAGAGCUAGCAACUGACUUUGGUGUCGCUGCACAGCUUUCAAAUAAUAAAAGUAAACGAAAUACUUUCGUUGGCACUCCGUUCUGGAUGGCACCUGAAGUAAUUCGACAGGCAGGUUACGAUCACAAGGCUGACAUAUGGUCUCUAGGAAUCACAGCGAUUGAAAUGGCUAAAGGAGAACCGCCAUUAUCUGAAUAUCAUCCAAUGCGUGUUCUUUUUCUCAUCCCUAAGGCCAAACCUCCUGUUUUGGAGGGCAAUUUUUCAGCUGCAUUCAAGAACUUUAUUGAAUUAUGUUUGACAAAGAAUCCUCUCGAUCGACCUACUGCAAAAGAAUUAUUGAGACACCGAUUUAUUAAGUCAGCUCGCAAUACAGUAUCGUUGCAAGAGCUUGUUGAACGAUAUGAAGUUUGGAAAUCUAAUGGUCCACAAAGGGCUGCUUCUAUUUUCCAGAAAACUCUAACUAUAAACAAUCAUGGAACAGAAUUAAUCUGGGAUUUCGAAACUAUCAAACAAGCAGCCAAAAAUGGCACUAUCAAGUUAGAGGCGAGCGAGGAUGGUACUUUUGUGGUUGAAACAAAGAAAGAUGGAACUAUCAAGUUAGAGACGAAUAAGGAUGGUACGAUAAAAUUAGAUCCAGCCACAAUAAAACGAUUGGAAAAUGCAACUUUGUUAUCUUGUUCGAAUCAUUCUACGAUUAGAGCUUCUGAUUUUGCUGUAAGUAUAUUAAUUGUAUUUAAUCCCGGAAACCUAGAAGUUCAGGCAAAUUCCAAUGUUAAUGGAACAAUAAUCCAAACUUCAUCUGCAAAUCAAGUGCUUACGAUUGAUUCGCUUUAUAUGAAUGGCAGUGGACUGGAUACUGUAAGAGCACCAAGGCCAUUUAGUGCAGCUAGCACAACGUCAAGUAGAGCAUAUUCAACAAUUUCCAAAAAAAAUGUUGCAGAAACUAGGACCGAAGAAGGAAUGGCUGGAAGACAGCUUGUUCAUGAAGUUAUUCUACCCUCAAUAUCACAGAUAAAAUCAAAAGAUUUAAGAGUAAAUGAGAUUGAAGCCUUAAAUACAUUAGAGAAAGGAGUCGAGGACCUAGAUAAUGCUAAUCCAGAUUUAGUUAUCACAGUUCUAGUGGAUAUUCUAACACGGAUGAAAGAUAAUGCUGAUGUAUGUGAACAAUUAUCUGAUUUGGGAAUAGUUUCAGACGCGUUUUUAACAGCAAAUAAUCAUUCAACUGUAGACACCGCGGCAUCACGAAGUUUACCGAACGGUAACAAUAUAUAA